Ostreobium quekettii is the source of this 867-nucleotide messenger RNA. Lineage: Eukaryota; Viridiplantae; Chlorophyta; Ulvophyceae; Bryopsidales; Ostreobiaceae. The record is from the annotation of a GenBank genome assembly.
AUGGCAGAGCCCCCGGCCAUGGCGCUCGGCCCCUUCGGCGGCCUGUGGUUCCGCUCGGCCGAUCGGGAGGCGGCGUUCUGCGAGGACUACGCGCGCAGCCAUUUCCAGCUGGUUGACGGCGUGUUCCGGCCGCUCAGCCUGCUGGUGGCGGUCGCAUUCGGCUGGGGCAGGGUGGCCAACGACCUCAGGGAUGGAAGCCUGUCGCAGAGGGGAUGCGCGGCGCUGGCGGUGGCCUUCGUGGCGUUCGCCCUGGACUUGCAUUGGCUCGCCACUUCCCCGGAAGUCAGGCGGAGGAGGCGGACGGGCCUGGCGCUGGCCAAGCGGGUCGUGGUCAGCCUGCUGCCGGCGGUGCUGGCCCCCAUGAUGUUCCGGGACCCCGUGGGGGGGGCCUUGUCGAUGGCCAGGUUCACGUUUAUGAACACGGGCGUCUUCUCUCUGCUGGCGCCCAGCAUCAUGUGCCCCCUGCUGGCCAAGCACCACCUCGCGUUGCAGGUGCCGACGGUGGCGAUCCUGGUCUUUUCCACGCCGAGGUUGGCGUGCACCCAGGCGAUGAUCACCCCACAAGGCGCGCAGUACAUUGUGGCCGCGUGGCGGUGGCUUGCCGCGCUGUGCACUGGCGCGGCGAUCAGGAUGCCCGCCCCGGAGCCGGAGGAGUGCUGCAGGGACUUGGUGGUGGUGUCGCUGCUGGUGGUGGGCCUGUGGCUGCCAUCGUACGCGGUGUGGGCGGUGGAGUGCCGGGCGCGGUUCAAAUUCGACCCGAGGGCGUCGAGGCCGCUGACGCUGGGCACCGCCGCGGUGCACUGGAUGCUGCUGGCCACGGGGGUGUCCUGCGUUUGGUCGCUCAUGCACCCCGGCGCGUGGCAAUGA